UCUGCUAAAAGACAAAGGAAAAUACACGGGUUAUCAGCAAACAGUAGUGGAGGAGAGAAAAUCAUUUAUAAUUCUCGAGAGAAGGAGAAGAUUUUGAAGACAUGGAUAAAAGCAUGAUAUCAUGUGAAGGAAAGUUAAUAUUUUACCUCUGCUCUUAACCUCUAUCUCUCCUUUUUAUUAUUUUUUCUUUUUGUCUCAACCCAAUCAUUCAAAGAUCAAGGCAACUACUACGGUACCACCGUCCCUACAAGCAAACGUUCUUCUCUCUUCUUUUCCAUCAAGGGUUUUUAAAAAAUGGUGGAAAAACCCUAAGAUUCUUAGCUGUUUCUCUUUUUUUAUUUUUCUGUAUAAAACCAGAGUUUUAUCCAAACUUUCAUUCCUAUCCCUUUCCUCUCUUUCUAGUGAAGAAGACAGUGAACAAAAUGGAGAUGGUUAAGUGUUUUAUGAUUGUUCUUCUUCUGCGUUUUUGCCACGUGUCUACGUCUGAACCUUUGGAGAAGAAGAACCAGAGGAAGACCUACAUAGUCCACAUGGCUAAAUCCGAGAUGCCAGCGAGUUUCCAGCACCAUACUCACUGGUAUGACUCGUCUUUGAAAUCAGUUUCCGGCUCAGGUCAAAUGCUCUAUACCUACGAGAACGUUAUCCACGGAUUCUCCACUCAGUUAACCAAUGAGGAAGCUCAACAGCUCGAGAGCCAACCAGGUAUCCUUGCAGUUUUACCUGAGUUAAGAUACGAGUUGCACACCACUCGUUCACCUCAGUUUCUUGGACUCAGUGAAGCUGCCGAUUUGUUCCCCGACUCUGACUCGGUGAGUGAAGUUAUUAUUGGUGUACUAGAUACUGGAGUUUGGCCUGAAAGCAAGAGCUUUGCUGAUACGGGGCUUGGACCAAUACCAAGCAACUGGAAAGGCGCGUGUGAAUCAGGCACCAAUUUUAGAUCAUCAAAUUGUAACCGAAAGCUGAUAGGUGCAAGGUACUUUGCUAAUGGGUAUGAGGCUACAUUGGGUCCAAUUGAUGUGUCCAAGGAAUCAAAAUCACCUCGAGAUGAUGAUGGACAUGGUACUCACACAGCAUCCACGGCUGCUGGGUCGGUGGUGGAUGGGGCCAGCUUGUUUGGGUAUGCCCCAGGGACGGCGCGUGGUAUGGCCACGCGCGCUAGAGUAGCUGUUUACAAGGUUUGUUGGACCGGUGGAUGUUUCAGUUCAGACAUCUUGGCUGCGAUGGAUAAGGCUAUUGAUGACAACGUUGAUGUACUUUCAAUGUCAAUCGGUGGUGGCAAGUCGGAUUAUUUCAGGGAUAGUGUUGCAAUUGGAGCAUUUGCUGCUAUGGAAAAGGGAAUUUUAGUUUCUUGUUCAGCAGGAAAUGGUGGUCCAGGUCCUUACAGUUUAUCAAACGUGGCUCCUUGGAUUACUACCGUUGGUGCAGGCACAUUGGAUCGUGAUUUCCCAGCUUAUGUUAGCCUUGGAAACGGGAGAAAUUACUCUGGUGUGUCUCUUUACAAGGGCAGCACCUUGCCUGGAAAGUUGUUACCAUUUGUUUAUGCUGGUAAUGCUAGUAAUGCUACGAGCGGGAAUUUGUGUAUGAUGGGUUCUUUGAUACCAGAAAAAGUUGCAGGCAAAAUAGUUCUUUGCGAUCGUGGAAUGAACGCCAGGGUUCAAAAAGGAGCUGUUGUUAAAGCCGCUGGCGGUAUAGGAAUGGUUUUGGCUAACAAUGCAGCAAAUGGUGAAGAGCUUGUAGCGGAUGCUCAUUUGCUUCCGGCCACUGCUGUGGGUCAAAAAUCUGGUGAUGCUAUAAAAAAUUACUUGUUUUCUAAUCCUAAACCAACUGUGACAAUUCUUUUUGAAGGAACCAAAGUUGGUAUUGAACCAUCACCUGUCGUUGCUGCUUUUAGCUCAAGAGGGCCUAAUUUAAUAACCCCGGAGAUAUUGAAGCCUGACAUGAUUGCUCCAGGUGUCAACAUUUUAGCAGGGUGGUCCGGGGCUGCAGGUCCGACAGGGUUGGCAAUGGAUUCCAGACGAGUGGAUUUUAACAUUAUUUCAGGUACUUCAAUGUCUUGCCCACAUGUUAGUGGCCUUGCGGGAUUGCUCAAGGCUGCUCACCCAGAUUGGAGUCCUGCAGCCAUCAGAUCAGCUCUCAUGACCACAGCUUAUACAGAGUACAAAAACAAGCAGAAAUUGCAAGAUAUUGCUACUGGGAAAGCAUCCACCCCGUUUGAUCAUGGAGCUGGACAUGUAGAUCCUGUAUCAGCGCUCAAUCCAGGACUUGUCUAUGAUUUAACAGUUGAAGAUUAUCUUGGUUUCCUUUGUGCCUUAAACUACAGUGAAUUUCAAAUUAGAUCCCUCGCUAGAAGAAACUUCUCAUGUGAUGCUAGCAAGAAAUAUAGAGUUACUGAUCUCAACUACCCAUCGUUUGCUGUCAAUUUUGAUACUAUAAUGGGUGGCUCAAAUGUGGUUAAGUAUACUAGAACUCUUACAAAUGUGGGCUCACCAGGAACUUACAAGGUGUCGAUAUCACCAGAAACCCCGACAGUUAAGAUAUCAAUUGAGCCACAGACGUUGAGUUUCAGCCAAGCAAAUGAGAAAAAAUCAUAUACAGUCACGUUCACUGGAAGUUCACAGCCUUCUAAUACAUUCAGCUUUGCUCGUUUGGAAUGGUCUGAUGGGAAGUACACCGUGGGCAGUCCCAUUGCAAUUAGCUGGACUUGAUAGGAGAAGAAAGUGAAUGGUACAAACUUAAUUUGCUCCUUGAACUCACUCAAAAGAAGAGGGGGAUUGCAAUUGUUUAGUGUUUUAGACUUAAUAGUUUCAUGUUGCUUGAUGCGCUUAUAAUUGCUAUCCAGUUAAAUAAUGGAAGCUGGGUCUAAGUGCUUGAUGUUGUAAUCUAAGAGAAAGCAUGAAAUCCAGGAAAAUUGGGUUGUUUUCUCUCAUUGUACAUUGUAUGGAUAUGUGGAUUGUUUCAAGUUUAAAGCAAUCAAGAAUUUCAUGGGGCUUCUUGGUUUCAAUUCACUUUAUACGUGGUCUAGAUCAGACUCAAUCACUCAUGUGACUGAAUAUGGUUGUGAACUGAGAUUUUAUUACAAAAGUGAAUGGAAAUGUCACCAGGAAAGCAAAGCACAGUUAUGGGGUGCGAGGACUUUUGAUAACAUAAACAGCUGUAAGUUGUCCCAAUGUUCCAAUGCCAAUUUAAUACAUAGCUUGUGCUUUUAAAGAAUAGGUAGAACAGAACAGAA
Molecule: messenger RNA, 3229 nt
Organism: Durio zibethinus
Lineage: Eukaryota; Viridiplantae; Streptophyta; Magnoliopsida; Malvales; Malvaceae
Product: subtilisin-like protease SBT1.7
Biological process (GO): proteolysis
Molecular function (GO): serine-type endopeptidase activity
Source: RefSeq, a predicted model, not a curated record